Messenger RNA from Hyaloscypha bicolor E, 562 nucleotides. RefSeq lists its product as uncharacterized. The record is from RefSeq and is a predicted model, not a curated record. The transcript has a single exon. The coding region runs from base 11 to 178 and encodes 55 amino acids. NCBI's taxonomy places the organism in Eukaryota, Fungi, Ascomycota, Leotiomycetes, Helotiales, Hyaloscyphaceae.
CUCUCUGUCAAUGGAUCGGCAAUUAGGGACUCCACUGCCCAGUUUUACUACGUUUACCUCAAUCUGGAGUCUUCUGUCCAAUCAAUGGUUCUGCCACAGCUCUCCUAUGCAGAGCACACUUAAUCGUGGGACUACCAAACGAUCCUGGAUUAGCUUUCACGGGUAUACGAUAAUCUAAACAAGUAAUCGGAGGCUAAAGAUAAGCUCUAUACCCUCCGCCAAGGCAAUAAUUCCCUUCCUGCCUAUAUUGCCAAGUUUGAACGCACCCUGUACGAAGCGAAUGGCCAAAGCUGGCCAGAUAUUAAUAAAAUAUCCAGCUUUCGCAAUGGCCUUAACUCCGCAAUUCGCUCUCGUUUAGCCCAACAGUUGACUUUGCCCCGGGUUUACGCUGAUUUCCUGCGUACGGUUCAGCAGCUCUCGUCAAAAACAGCCGCUCCGCCGUACCAGACUACUCCCAGAAUUGCUAGCGAUCCUAUGGACGUCAGCGAAUUAACAAUUGACGUCGUUACACCGGCAAUUAGUACUCUGGAGUCCUCUGAGCCAAUCUCACCAGCUAUACCAG